Coturnix japonica (Japanese quail) is the source of this 1818-nucleotide messenger RNA. RefSeq names its product KLF transcription factor 2 (gene KLF2). The record is from RefSeq and is a predicted model, not a curated record. Gene Ontology annotation, biological process: regulation of transcription by RNA polymerase II. Gene Ontology annotation, molecular function: DNA-binding transcription factor activity, RNA polymerase II-specific; RNA polymerase II cis-regulatory region sequence-specific DNA binding. Lineage: Eukaryota; Metazoa; Chordata; Aves; Galliformes; Phasianidae.
CCCGCGCCCGCGUUAUAAGGUGGGAGGGCGGCUCUGCGCUCCGCGUCCCGCCCGGCCGCACCAUGGCGCUGAGCGAUACCAUCCUGCCCUCCUUCGCCACCUUCGCCAGCCCCUGCCGCGAGAAAGCGCUCCACGAAAGGUGGAAGUGCGAGCAGGAGGCCAAGGCCCCCGGCGGCACCUGGGGCGACCUCUCCCCACGCAAAGAGGAUGAAGACCUCAACAACGUGCUGGAUUUUAUCCUUUCCAUGGGCAGCGACGGCUACGGCCAGGGGGCUGCCGGCGGGGAAUAUCCCCCCACGCAAGGGGAGAGCGGAGGCUUCUACCAGACAAACCCAAAUCCGGGAUGCUACAGUGCCCUGGAGCAGGGCAGCCCCCCACCAUACAGCGCCAGCAUCGCACCCGAGAUGAUCCGCCCUGAGAUGGACUCCAACUAUUGCCCACCUGGCAGUGUACAUGGGCGCUUCUUCGUGACGCCCAGCUUUGGGGCUCAGCAGUUUGUGGACAACAUCAAACCCGAACCCGACAUGGACAGUUAUGGGCCAGUCCUGGGUCUGGUGCCCCAGGCGUGCCCGAAGAUCAAGCAGGAGGGCAGCGCGACCUGCAUGAUGGCCUACGAGCAGCCACGGGUGGCCAACUCCCCACAGAUCCCUGGUGCCGAGACACCACCGCUGAGCCCUGACGACCUCAUGGUGAAUGACUGCCACACACAGAUGAUGUGCCCUUCAUCCUUCCAGCAGAGCUACCACCCGCCCUCCGGCUUCCACCACCAGCAGACCCACCUCCAGUACCAGAACACCUCCCAGUACGGCCUUUUCGAGGACAGCCUGCCCCUCCAGCCCUCUGCUCCCCGGGGCAUGCUCACCCCUCCUUCCUCCCCGCUGGAGCUGCUGGACUCCAAGCCCAAAAGAGGCCGGCGCUCCUGGCCUCGCAAGAGGACGGCCACGCACACCUGCACGUACGCGGGCUGCGGCAAGACCUACACCAAGAGCUCACACCUCAAGGCCCACCUGCGGACACACACAGGUGAGAAGCCGUACCACUGCAAUUGGGAGGGCUGCGGCUGGAAGUUCGCCCGCUCCGACGAGCUGACCCGUCACUACCGCAAGCACACCGGGCACCGGCCCUUCCAGUGCCACCUCUGCGAGCGGGCGUUCUCCAGGUCGGACCACCUGGCCCUGCACAUGAAGCGGCACAUGUAGCCGUGGGGCCCACCGGACUGUGCACGUUGAGUCGCUCGGGUACAGAGCGCUCCGAACCUGUAGCUGGUACUACGUGGGGAGGCACCGGCCGCCAAGGAUAGGACACAAGGAGACCCAGCAGUCAGUGUCUCCUGCACAGAACAUGACGAGGCGGCGUCCGCGACUCUGCCCGCGCCGCAUGGGGAGGACAGGGGUUAUUUAUGCAGCUUCAGUGAAGGGCAAACUCCGUGAGACUCCAUACAGAUUGUAUGGAAGAAGCUGUAAAUAUCCUUUGUUGUGUUUUCUGUUUUGGUUCUAACUGCCCUAAGCUUAAUGAGACAAUGUUUGUAUGGAAACUGCCUGAAGUUGACCCUAGGAGAGCUUAAGGGAAUGUUACUGUAGCUCGAUGUUAUUUUAGAUCUUGGCUGAAGGCAUGGCUGAGAGAACACUCCUAUUGUUAGACUGUUUCACAGGUGCAAUAAUACUCAUGUUUGCCAUGAUCUACACUAGAAGUACAGGGCUUGAUGUCUUGUAAGAAAAUAACCUAUUUUACUGUAAUUUUUUUUUAUAUAUUGUAAAUAAUUUUAUACAGUGAGAAAUAUUGUAUAUGUAAAUAGAAGACAAAUGGGUAUUUUGCCUA